UUGAGGCGUGUACUCUCCUUAAUUAUAUUUUAAAUUAUUUAUUUAUUUAUUGACAUUAAAAAAAAAUGCAAAACGAUUAUGUUUUUGAACGCAACAGUGAAGACGUAGCGCGGGAAAGUAAUAAUCAAAAUGGAGAUUCAAAGCUUAUAAAUGGUUACGAAUGUAAAAGUGUUAAUACGAAAAUUGAGACGAAAGUUAAAAAGGCUAGGAGUUAUGUGGAGUUAUCUAUGUUAAAUAUGGCCAAUUCCGUUAAAAGUUUGGGCAGGAACGAGAGGAGAGUUUUAGUUCUUUACACUGGGGGUACAAUUGGCAUGGUGAAAAAUAAGGAUGGGGUACUUAUACCACAAAAAGGUGCUUUCGAGAAUCUUAUCAGAGGCUACCCACAGUUGCACGAUAAUAUGUUUUGGAGGCAAAGGUUGAGUGAAGCUGACUUCGAUACAUCAUUUCUAGUAUUACCAGAAGCAAAAGAGCUUGACGUAAGGAUUUUCUAUAAGAUAGUGGAGUAUGAAACACUUUUGGAUUCAUCAAAUAUGACUGAAGUGGAAUGGAUAAAAAUCUCGGAAGAUAUUAUGAAAUACUACGAACAGUACGACGGUUUCGUGGUCCUCCACGGUACCGACACUCUCUCGUAUACAGCAUCAGCAAUAUCUUUUAUGUUCGAAAACAUUGGCAAGGCAGUCGUUUUUACUGGAUCACAGAUUCCAAUAUUUGAGCCUCGCAGCGAUGGAGCCGACAAUUUUGUAUCGUCAUUAAUCAUCGCUGGCGGUCUCAACAUUCCGGAAGUUACUGUGUAUUUUGGAAGCAAACUUUUUAGAGGAAAUAGAACCAGAAAGGUGUCCGUAAACAACCUCUACGCAUUUGACUCCCCAAACUGUGUACCUCUCGUCGAAGUCGGGAUAGACUUUGAGGUGAACAAAAAGGCCAUAUUCAAACCAAACGUGAUAGAAAGGUGCCAUCUCCAUGCUAAGAUGUCGAAGAACGUUGGCCUUCUCAGAAUAUUUCCUAGUAUCAGUUCUUCUGUUAUCAAAGCAUUUUGCCAGCAGCCGAUAGAAGGUGUAGUACUAGAGAGCUACGGUUCUGGCAACAUUCCCUCGAACCGAGAUGACGUGUUCAAGGAGAUAGCUGCCGCCGUGGCACGAGGCGUCAUAGUCGUCAACAUUACUCAGUGCGCCACAGGCAGUGUCGUCACACCAAUGUACGAGACUGGGAGAUUGAUUGCCGCUUGUGGCGUAGUAUCAGGCUACGACAUGACUCCAGAGGCCGCUCUCACCAAACUCUCCUAUGUUCUGUCCAAAACAGAACUAACUUACCAGCAAAAAGUAGAGAUGAUGGUAACAAACAUAAGAGGCGAAUUAACAAACACAUCAUCAAUAGCUAUUGAGGAUAACACCCUGGUCGAUGCACUAGCCACAAGUCUAAAUAUACAAUCGCCAAAGAAGCUGAUAGAAGUAACAGAUAAAGUGUUCAGUGCUUUAUUACUUUAUGCAAUAGAACAUGAUGAUGCUAGAGCGGUUAGGAAGAUGUUAGAUAUGGGUGCAGAUGUCAAUGCUGAAAACUCUGAAGGCAAAACAGUUUUACAUGAAGCAAUACUAAAGGGUAAUGUCCCGAUUAUAGAAUAUUUAUUGAAGAAUGGCGCCAACGUACACUUGAAGACAAGGUGCGGUGAAACGCCUCUACUGACAGCAAUACAUAAAGACGAUCACACAGUUAUCAAUUUACUAAAACAAUGCGGUGCUCACCUAACAAAUGCUGAUAAUAAAUCUGUAGCGGAAAUGCUCUCAUUGGCAGCUAGAAGUGGUAUGGUCAAUAGAAUUGAGUCUUUGAGAAUAGCUGGAGCAGAUCUGAAUGCUACUGAUGAAAUUAAACAUACCCCGUUGCAUAAAGCGGUGCUAUGCAAUAGUUCUGACGUCGUACGAUAUCUUCUAGCACAAAAGGAAGUACAAAAGGAUUUAAUGGACGUUCUUGGUUUUACACCAUUAGACUGCGCAGUUAAACUUGGCUAUCAGAAUAUCAUUGAUAUGCUGAAUCAAUAAACAACUUAUCACUAUCAAGUUUUA
Pararge aegeria (speckled wood butterfly) is the source of this 2057-nucleotide messenger RNA. RefSeq names its product L-asparaginase 1. The transcript is spliced from 13 exons. Lineage: Eukaryota; Metazoa; Arthropoda; Insecta; Lepidoptera; Nymphalidae. The record is from RefSeq and is a predicted model, not a curated record. Gene Ontology annotation, biological process: amino acid metabolic process. Bases 66 to 2033 code for a protein of 655 amino acids. Gene Ontology annotation, molecular function: asparaginase activity; protein binding.